Molecule: messenger RNA, 1656 nt
Organism: Coprinopsis cinerea okayama7#130
Lineage: Eukaryota; Fungi; Basidiomycota; Agaricomycetes; Agaricales; Psathyrellaceae
Exons: 3
Coding region: 1-1656 (551 amino acids)
Molecular function (GO): protein binding
Source: RefSeq, a predicted model, not a curated record
AUGUCGACCGGUUCCAGCUUCUUGAGUUUACCGCCUGAGCUGCACAUAAAGAUUUUGAACUAUUCCGAUUCGGAAGAUAUUGUUGCAACACGACAGACUUGCAAACACCUCUACGACGUGGAGAAGACGUUUCAUGAACAGAUUUGGAAGGCCUGUCUGACUCAAAUCAAUCUCAGAGUGCCUUUGUUCCUUCCUACCUUCCAGGCCCCAGUUUCCUCACAAUGCCUCGAGUCCAUAGCUCGACGCACAACGCGAAGCUUAGAGCCCGUGUUUAAUAUGCAACAUAAUCACAGCCUAUCGCCGCACGACCUCCAGCCGGUUCCAAGUUUCGAGAGGAGAAUAUUGCACAACCACUUGGCUAACGUGCACCCGUUGGCUCUGUACCUCACUCCGGGCGGCCGAUUCCUUCUGGUUCUCACAAUACUUUGGCUUCAGGUGUGGGACCUCGCGCCAUUCCUCGAGAGCCAUGAACCUCCGAUCUUUAUCAAAAAAUUUCCGGUUCCCCCUUCCUCGAAAUCGACUUUAAUGACUGCAGGGGGCGGCGACACUAAAGCCAUUCAAAUCGUGUUGAAACUGCAGAGAAUUAAGUACCCAACUAAUCCGCCUACCAUCGAGCUUCGCGAGCGUUUCCAGCACCCCCUGGACCAGCAUGACCAAUGGCUGUCAAUAUUCGUGGCGUACGAACUCAGUUUCUCGGGAACUGAGCCUCAGCUGACGAAACUGGGGGAUCUUGGUUUUAUCCGCGACGAAGGCUCCCGACCCGACCGCGACCACCUGAAGAUCUUAACUGAGAGUCGAGCGUUAUUUUUUGUGGAUGGGGUCAUGGUGGUGUGGGACUUCAGGAACCACGCUUACUGUGCCUGGAAAGUGUCUGAAGGAGAGUACGACCCUCUAGACAUCACAGUCAGUGCUUUGAUCAUCUAUCUAUUCCUCCCAUCGGUCCUCAUUACUUUGACCCAGAUAUUUGCCUCGCAAGGGAACGCCUUUUAUCGACACCAAGAUAAACUGGUUGCGUUCGAGAUACCCCCACUUAAUCCUAUUCAGGAACCCAGUCGCAGGCCCGAGAUAUUGCAAUUGUCUUCCGUUCCCCCCUCUCCAUGUCCCUCCCACCUCAUCCGCCUACCCAUCAAGCACCAAACCCCCGAUAGUGAUCUAAGCCUGCGUGCGUUCGAUUGGAUGCCACACUGGGGUUUCAAAGAAAGCAAUGACAUUGUUUUCUUAAUCCACGAGCAAGAUCGCACCAUCCAUAUCACGACUUGGUAUGGUCUCCAGGACACCCGAAAUCCUCGCAACAGCAUUCUCAAACCUUUGGGCCGGGAAAGGGUCGAUUAUCCCGGCGAAUACAUAUGCAUGAAAACUGUCGCCCGGGAGGCGUACGGCAGUCGAGAAGUACUGGCCUCCUUAUAUCUCCACCCUGCGCUCGGAGAAGCGCAUUCUACAGAUUCUUCCAUUUUCGCUUGCCUCUCAUCGCGCCACGACAUCACGCAGGAAGCCCACUCACCGCUUCAAACCAGACAAUCGUAUCCAGUCCGGCUUCUUGCCAUUCCGCCUGAGGCAAGUUUUUUCGACUUCGACCCGCUCUCGGGGAUUUUGGUUGCGGCCGCGUUCAACAGCUUUCGAAUCUUUGACAUAGCGCGCCCGUCCUUACCUUGCUGA